ACAACUAACGUUUGGAUUACGAUGACAUUAUGAACCUUUUCCACUCAAACUUCAGAAGACUUCGCCUUGUGUCGGCACAGCCACAGAUCUCGAUGCUUUGCUUUGGAAUUUCUGCUCCAUAUCCAUCAAAUUCCACUUUUGCUGUUUGUCUCUGUCAUCUGAAAAACUUUGAGGCACAAAUUCUUUCCAGAACUUUGCAACCCAACAAAUCGAGACAGACGUUUGCAGAAUUACACUUGGACUAAAAGUUGAACCAAUUCCCACUUCUGGGAUGAAUUUAACUGAGGCCAGGUUGUUUAGAGAGACUCUUCUGCACCCAGCCCAGGUGUCUCUCAGGGGCCCCUGGACAUCCAGAACCCCAAGUCCAACUUCUGAUCCUGAGAUGGGUUUUGAACAGAACCUCUCUGGGGACUGCAGUUCUCCUGAUGGCCUUGGACACGGGAGCAUGAGGAGAACGGAACCAAGGAUUUCUAUCACGCCCAGUUCAGGUGGACAGAGCCCAGACCUGAACCAAGCAGGAGGUGUGUCGGUUGGCUCGGCAGAUGGGAAGGCCGUGGGGGGUGAGCAGAGGAUUCGCAGACCCAUGAAUGCUUUUAUGGUGUGGGCCAAAGAUGAGAGGAAGAGACUGGCCCUGCAAAACCCUGACCUGCACAAUGCUGUGCUCAGCAAGAUGCUCGGUCAGUCAUGGAAGGCCCUGAGUGCCCCAGACAAGCGACCAUUUGUGGAGGAAGCGGAGCGACUCCGAGUGCAGCACCUCCAGGAUCACCCAAACUACAAGUACAGACCUCGCCGAAAAAAGACCACCAAAAAACUCAAGCGGGUUGAACCGGGGAUUCUGCUUCACAGCCUAGCCCAGGGUGGUGCAGCAGGCCUUGGGUUGGGACCAGGCAUCAACCCCAUGGGUGUGGACGGUGGAGGUUCUGCAUAUGGACAUCCGGGCACUCACCCUCAACAUCACCACCACCACCCUAAUCACCUGCUGCCUUCUCUGGGGCACUUCAGAGACCUCCAGGCUCUGGGACACCCAGAGUUAGAAAGCUACGGUCUGCCCACUCCAGAGAUGUCCCCACUGGAUGUUCUGGAAGAUGGAACUGGGGAAUCAGUGUUUUUCCCCCAACAUAUACAAGAGGAAGGAGGGAUGGGAGGUUGGAGUGGGUACCACCACCACCACCACCACCACCUUCACCCUCAUAACCAACACUACAGCCCUCACUACAACAACCACAAUCACCACAACUCCAUGCACAGUGCAGCAACACACAGUCAGGGUCCAGGAAUGAGUGCCGGUGCCAGUUUAAGCACAAAUAUGAAUUUCACUUUGAGUCCAGGUAGAAACUCCAGAAUUGACUCGAGAAUGAGCUCCGCCGAGUCAAACAUGACCUCCAGCAUGAGCUCCGUCACUUCAGCUUUGGGAAAUUCGGUCAACUCCAGGUUGAAUCCCACUCAUGCCUCUGGUCACCAUAUUGCCUUAAGAAGUGAUGUUAAGUGCCAACCAACUCUUACCACCUCCCCCUCCUCUGCUUCCUUCACCCAGGCCUCUAUCAGCCUCUCUGAGUCAAUAAAAUGCCAUCAAGCGCCCCUAAGCACCGCGCAUGGUGGCUACUUCAGUCAGAUGUAUGUGAAUGGCAACCCAAAUGCUUCCCAUUUCGCCCCAUCUCCCCUCGGUCAGCUUUCCCCUCCUCCUGAAUCCUCUCCCUCUUCCUGCUCUUCUUCUGUCCCCUCAUCAACCUUUCUUACCCCUGUUCACUUAGACCCUUCAAACUCUGAGUCUGCUAGCCAUUUGGGGUCUUCCUCGGCUGAGCUUUGGUCUGGGGUAGAUAGGCAUGAAUUCGACCAGUAUGUGAAUAUCGGAAGGAAUCGGGAGGAGGCCUUUGGACUUGGUGUCGGGUCAAAGAUGCUGGGUGGUUGUAGCAUGAGUAGCAGUAUCGGCAGUGCCAUGAACAGGGAUGUCGGUAGCAUUCUGAGUGGUGCAAGUGGGUGUGAUGAAGGUAGCAGUCCUCUUAUAUCUGCUCUUUCUGAUGCCAGUAGUGCUGUCUAUUACAGUGCCUGUAUCACUGGAUAAAAUGAUUGAUUUAUCUCAGACAGUAUGUACCUCUGUGAAUACAAUUUGGUUCAUCUGAAUCACUGCUGUGUAUGAUAGGGAGAAAACAUACAUCUUUGCUGGAGUUUUGACUUGGCCCAAUCAUUGUCAUGCAAUUCACUCAUGGAUUUCCACUGUGAUUUGAAAAGUUCCAUUUAACGAUUAUUGUAAAUAAAGUGUUAUUAUUAGUUUAUUCUUUUACAAAUGCUUGCUGUUGCUCGGGCAGCAUUGAGCUAAAAUGUGUUAACUGGAAAAAAAAAAACAUUACUGGUAUAGAUGAAGCUCACACCAUGUGCACAAUAAUCACACACAAUAUCUUUUGUCGGAUUUUCUUUGGGGCCACGUUUUGAAUAUCAGCCACUGGCAAUUUUGCAUGGAGAAUCUUUCACAGCAGGUUUUUGGAUUUUCCUGAGCAACUGCAAAAUUAGCUACCACUGGUUUCUUGGCCAAUAGAGAUGGCCUUAUGUUGUGAUAAUGCAUGCUUUUUGCAUUAUUUAAAUAGGACAAAUUGGGUCUAUGAGUGGGGGCAUUGGAUUAGAUUACAGGUGUGACAGUACAGUUGCAGGAAGAUGACUGCACAGUGCAUACUAUGGUCAUCAGGAAAAACUGUGAUGACUCUGAAGAAUAUCUCACGUUAUUUUUUGACACCUCAUCUCAGGAGUGGCCAAAUAUUCAUCUCCAAUGAACUGAAUGAAUUUAUCUGAAAAAUCACGAAGCACAAUGAAGGACAAACUUGGUAGAUGGACAGAAAGAAACAAAGACUUGAUGGGAGAGACUUGAUCCAGCCUCCACAUACAGUAUAAUGGUGUUGGGAAACCCUUGGCCUCAGAAUCAGAGCAGACCACUGAUGUCUCCCACAAACUAUCAGGGUGCUUUACCAGUUUUUUUUCUGUCUGUGAUAAAUACUGUUCCCUCUCUAUCUCAGUCCAUUACAGGGGCCUCAUGUCAAACUCCAUGCCAAAUUCUGUAAGUUUUAAGUUGCCUCGUUUCUGGGCAAACGUGAUAUUUUGAAGUCCAUUCCUUUUGACCAGUGAAGCCUCUCUGCCCUAAUAAACAUAUCACCCGUUUCAACAAAGCUAAAACAACCCUUCAAUUUAAUUUCAGCAAAUUACAGAAAAUUGUGUUCUUCAAGGGAAGCGGUAAUUAAAGACGCCGUCAUUAACGACAUCGGCUGCUCGCAGAUAUUGGCAGGAAGCCACUCGAAGUACAAAUGGUUCCACGUUAAAUGAUCCAAGUGCAGGAUAUUAUGAUUUUUUUUGGAGACUUUGAUUUGAUGUAGCGAUACACAGUAGAUGCUAUCCCUCCUGGACAGUAUAUGAGGGAAAAACUGAGACUAUGAAAUGUUCUUUUGCACUGGGUUUUAUGUCUUAGCUGUAUAGAAGGAACACUACUUAUUACAAAUUUAAAAAAAAAAGAAAAGGUUCAUCAAUUUAAAAUGAUUUGUACAGAAAAUAUUCCGUGUUGUUGUUCUUUUCUUGUUGUUGUUGUUGUUGUGUAAUAGAUUAUUAUUUAUCUCGAAGGACUUAAUGUUGUGUUACUAAAAGUGAAAUGAGACUGUGGUCACGUUUGUAAGACGAGUACAAAAGUGGAGUCAGGAAGCACUUAGCCUAGCUUAGCAUAAAUGAUAAUUACAGAGGGAGUUAUGUCCUGUAGUUACUGCUCCUGGUUGGCCAAUAAAUAAUUACUUUAAACUAUACCUCCACACAAAACCAUACGCCGUUGGUUCUAUUUCACUGUUUGUGUGGAUGAAAUAACUGAGCUGCUAGAUGUUCAUUUGCAAACUUUCAAACAAAUGUGUAUGUGCCGCAGCUGUUAUGCUAAGCUAAACUGUUUCCCUCCUGCCUCGAGCUCUGUAUUUUUUUAUAAACCGAGACAUUCAUAUUCUCACCUGUCUAAAGUUUUUCCCAAAAUGUCCAACUAUUUCUUUCAAGGUGAUUCAAAUAUAAAGCAGUGAGUUUCCACUGAUCUCAUUUCUGUGUGUGUGUUUGUAUAAGCUUCCUUUGCAGAAUUGUAAUGAAUCUCCAUGGGUCUUUAAUGGGACAAAAAAAAAACCCCUCCAACACCAGUAUUAUUUACCUUAAUUGCUGGAAAUUAAAAUCAGAAUUUGUGGUUUGGGCUGAGAAAAUGAAAAACCAACAGUUGUAGCCACUAUAAUGGUCUCUCUCUCUGUCUCUCUUUCUCUCUGUUUAUGUAGCCUCUACCCUGUCGUAGUUUUGUAUACAGCCAGAGCGAAAACAUCUCCCCUCAAAGACUUACGCUCCAUCUGUUGUGCAUUAGUCAGACAGACAAUACUUUUUUUGUACAUGAAACAGUAGAACAAAAUCGAGUAUCCUGUACAGUGAAGCCAGUUCUAUUUACCACACCGUUCCUUGUGGCUGCCAUUGGUCGAGAAGAGAGGAACAUAAGAUUUUUCAAAACAUUUCCUCUGGAAGGACGCAGUCACAGGGUAACAACAGUUCAAGCUUAAAGCGUUUAAAAAAAUAUAUAUAUUUCUACAUCUGCAUUUGACAUUCUUUUCUGUUGACACCAAACAGUCUUGUUUCCAUUUUAAUUGACUGUGACACACAAAGAACAUCAGACACAGGCGUCUUUGGAGCCGUGCAAUAACUCUGGGCUUUUGGUAAUAAUUAUCCUUAGGGGGGGGAAAAAUGGAACAUCCAAGAUUUUGGAAUUAAAACAAAGGACUUUUUUUUUUUUCUGCUGUCAUAUAAUGACAAAUUAAAUCCAGGAUUUUCCCAGAAGUGUCACUGUGAUUCUUCUAAAUCUGUCUGACAGGGAUCAUUUUUAUAUUUUCCUAAGUGUGAAGAAUUGUUUUGUUUUUGUUUAUAUUUGAAAGCUGUGGGAUGGCUGUAAAUUGAUCUGUUAUAUUGUUAUGUUAUAAUUCACAAAAUAAACACUUCUAAGGUUG
Solea solea (common sole) is the source of this 4988-nucleotide messenger RNA. It is a transcript of the gene sox18, whose product is annotated as SRY-box transcription factor 18. The record is from RefSeq and is a predicted model, not a curated record. Gene Ontology annotation, biological process: vasculogenesis; angiogenesis; positive regulation of transcription by RNA polymerase II. NCBI's taxonomy places the organism in Eukaryota, Metazoa, Chordata, Actinopteri, Pleuronectiformes, Soleidae. Gene Ontology annotation, molecular function: RNA polymerase II cis-regulatory region sequence-specific DNA binding; DNA-binding transcription factor activity, RNA polymerase II-specific. The transcript has 3 exons. The coding region runs from base 272 to 2062 and encodes 596 amino acids.